This is a messenger RNA of Sinocyclocheilus grahami, 2129 nucleotides long. RefSeq names its product pseudopodium-enriched atypical kinase 1-like. Gene Ontology annotation, biological process: protein phosphorylation. Bases 1 to 1092 code for a protein of 363 amino acids. Gene Ontology annotation, molecular function: protein kinase activity. The record is from RefSeq and is a predicted model, not a curated record. NCBI's taxonomy places the organism in Eukaryota, Metazoa, Chordata, Actinopteri, Cypriniformes, Cyprinidae. The transcript has 2 exons.
AUGUGCUACCAAGACUUUAGAGUUCACAGAGGGGAUUCAGUAUUAGACUGCACCAUGUCCAUGCCACAUCCUAACACUGAACAAGGGUUGGUCCAUUUUCCACAGUGCACAGCUACGGAUCAAACUUCCACCUCACAGCAUGCUCAGACAACUCCAGAGCCUUUACAUGGGGACACCUCUGAAGUAUGCCAACAGCAAACAGUUUCUGAUCUUCUGGAGAAAGGUGUUAGUGUGACUGUGGUAAGAGACUUUCCAUUGGGAACACUGGAGGACUUUGUUGAGGAAGGACACUCUUUGCACUCCACCCUUCCUGAGGUCUAUGAGAGGAGGCUUUGUCUUCUUGCCCUCCAGUUGGUGCUAGGACUACAGCAACUGGGACAUUUUAAAGUCAUUCACAGGGAAUUGAAACCACAGAGUGUGACAUUAGUGUGGCCUAGUAUCACUCGCAAAGAGGCUGACUCUAAUGAUUACUCUAGUGAGAUGAAAAGGGGAAGCAUGAAUACAGAAACUUUGACAGGUAUACCACUAAUCACAGUAUCCAAAGAGCACACAGACUACGAAAGGACGAAAAGUGAGAUUUGUCAAACCUUAUGGGAGAAGUGGGGCACACCUCGUUUGGUCCUGAAGAGUCAUUUUGAGGAUGAGGUUUUGCAAGAAGCAAAAUCCCAAGAGUUCCAGUUGGGGACUUUGCUAGGGUACUGCCUACAUCUCAAUGACAGUUGCUCAUCUGUGUGGAAGGUGCCUCAAGGCACUCCAUACACUCCAGGCUUGCUGUGGCUGGUCACCCAGCUUACAUCUGAGAAACCUGGGCUACUAUUAGCCGAUGUGGUGGGUGUCCUCCAGGCCCUGCUUUGGGGUCCUCGACAGGGACUCUUUCAGCAGAACCAAAUGGAGAUCUCUGUGCUUUCUAAUUGGUUACUACUUAAGAGUUCUCUUUUGGUUCUCAAGCUUGCCGAAAAAGGACUCUUUCAGGAUCAGACUGGCUUGGACUGGGAAGACUAUCUCUGUCUGCAAUAUCUAUCCCUUACUGACCCAGAGACUAUGCGUAGCAUAACUGAACGUAUGGGCCUUGAUUUCAUUACAACUGCUUAACAGAUAAAAAUGUAAAUAGUAAUGACAGCAAUUGUGAGUUGGUGAGCCUUGUAAUAUCACUGAUAUGUAAAAGAACAGUUUUAAAAUCCUAAGAACAGAUCACCUUGUCCCAUAUUUGUAAUUCACAUUCAUGAGCUGCUGUAUACUUCAGGAGCCCUGCACAACACACUGAAAAAUCUAGAUAUCGUGGCAACAAAGAAUUUGUCCCUUAUUUUAAUUAAAUCGGGGGCCAAGUUUGACUUUGUUCACUCGUUUUUUUUGGUAAGUUGUUGCAAUGUUGUACUAAUGUUUUAAUUUAAGCAGAUCAUUGCCACAAUUUAAAGGAACAAAUUUUUGUCAUGUACGAGGCUCAUACAUAUGCAUCCCUACUCUUUCCAUUUUUUUCCCUCAAUUCUUCUUGCUACAAAAUGAACAUGUAAAACAUGUUAUUUAUACGGCUUUAUCAUAUUCAAAGGGAUCAGGCUACUCCCAUUUACAGAAAAGGCCCAAGCAAUAUAAACUGUGUAUUAUUGCAAAAUCAGCUUAUUGUUGGAGUUUGACCUUGUGGCAUUUACUUAUUAACAAUACCUGGGAAAAUUUGCAUUAUGAAACAUUCAACAGGGUUAAAAGAGCAAUAAAGCCUUCUAAACCUACGAAGACAUGGUCUAAUAAUUUACAUUAUGCUUAUGGAAACGAAUAGAGGUAGCGAAACGAAGGUAGUGGUGUAAGGUGAGCAUUUUUAUUCUGCACACUGUCAAACAUGCAGACAGAUCCUAUUGAAGUCCUAACUAAACUCCAAUUCAUGCACACAUUAAGAAACAACUUGAAGACACUGGUAAAAAGAAAAUCAACAUCAGCAAUGAAAACCAUGAUUCUACAAACAUUGAUGAUUGAGGGAUCUUAACCAUAAAUAUUAUGCACUAAAAAGGAUCUGUGUGGGAAUGGAUGAAGGGAAAUCAGCAAAGAAUCCAAUUACAUUGGAAGUUAAGCCCAGUGGCAAUGGCUUAAAUUAAUGGUCACUGCAGAAAUUGGGUUUACACUAGCGCAAAUACGACUGG